AUUGGCUGCUGAUAGUUUCAGUCGUUAACUUCUUAAUAUUCAAUCAAUAUUUCGGUCAAAAUCACAUAUGACUGCGAUGCUAUAGACGAGAAAUGAUAGAAAAACGAUAGAAGUGAGCUGCGAUUACCAUCAUCAUUAAGUAGCAUAUGAAACCAAACAUUGUAGUUCGGACUUUUCUUUAAUACUUUCCACCAAAUCAGCAAACUAAAACUACCAAAUUACCGUAGAAAAGAUUACACUUCUUGCUGUUAACGUAAAGGACAUCUUAAACAUCUUAAACAUAACAUCUCAGCAGCCAUCGACUCUUAGUCUGAAUCACAAAACAAUAAAGCUUGCCUCGCUUUUAUUCUCUUCAGAAGUCAGCGCAAACACAACAAAAUAAACUUUCUUACGCAAAUUCGAAAACAAUUUGCUAGUUUUAUUUCUUACUUUAAAACACCACAAGAUUUUAUUUUUUUCAAUACUUUUUCAAUACUUCACAAGCAAGAUUCAAAUCGGAGCGUUUUAUGCAGUCAUUGUAAUCACAAUCUCAAACGCAAGAGUUGAAAAAGAAAACAUUUUAAACGUUUAUAGCGUGGCGACCGGUUAAAAAACUGUUUUUUUUUUAUCGCGUUUAGGUAAUAACAAUAAAUUUCAGUUUUAAGCUUCGAUAAAUUUAUGUUAACUGUUUUGUUAGAGCUUAUAGAAUUGAGUCAGUUUUAUUAUAUUUCGCCUGAAAGUUGGGUUAUAAAUUCAAUUAACUAGACGGAUCAAAAUCCAGUGGAUCGUGGAUCUAUCCUCCAAUUUGCGAACUAUUAUUCUUGUUACUUAACGUUACUAGCAAUUGCAGCCCACAAUUUUAUCAUAAAUUUCUUUCUUGGAACCAAGAACGAGAGAACCCUGUUACUAAAAUUUGAAACCCUCUGACAAGUUUUACGAAUUUUAGACAUACGCGCCUUGUAAUUCUUCAAAAAUUAUUUUAUCCUCAGCCCAAUCAGCCCCGGCGCAAUUCAAGUGAUCGUACUUACGCAGAAUCAAACGAAAUAAAAGAACCAAAGUACAGAACAUUAGUUUAUUAUUUACAAGUUAUUUAUUUAUUCGUCAUUUUGUUACAAUUUAUAAGUGCGAUUUGUGAUUUCAUAAAAGAGUUUCCAGAAAUCGAGCUCUUAAAGAUUGUAAAAAUAACUCAAGGAACAGAGUUGUUUAUUGUUCAGCCGUGGUGCAUUUCUUGCCAAAUUGCACUUAACGAUUUGAUUAAAAACAAAAGGUAUAAUUUAACUUAUUUAGUCGAGUAAUGAAAAUAAGAAACAGUCAGCAAAAAUCAUUAACAAUUCAGUGCAUGGGAAAGACUACACCGAAAGAAAAAAAUGAAAGCCUCAAUCUCUGGUUGAAUUUGUUACCCGCAAUUUGAUUUUAUGGCUUCUACUGCCAGUUAUUUUGAGCAUCCUGUUUUGCUGUUUGCUGUUACUGUUAAAAUUCUCCUUAAAACACGUUUUCAAAGUUGAGUUAUAUUUAAUUGAAAAAAAAAAACAUUUCAGCCAAAUCAAUUCAAAAAGCAGAUCGGUAGGGUAAAUUAGUCGUUUCCAGCCAUUUUAUUCGCCCUGAAUUUUGACCCGAGUUAAAAUCUUCCCUGAUACGCAGUGCGUUCGAAUACUAUCAGCAGUUACAAUUUAAGUCAACCGGUCAAUUUAAUCAACUUAACUAUUCAACCAUUAUCUAAGUUAGCGCUUCAAACAGUGCUUUUUAUACUUACCAUUACUUUUUUAUUACCAAUUUUGGAGUUGGAGUUGUUUUAUGGUGAUAAUGAUGCUUGGGUUAGAAGCUAUGCGUGGAUUCAAAACUGCUUUCAGUCGUGUUUUUGUCAUGCUGUUUCUCGCUAUUGUCGUCGUCUUUUUUGAGUCGACAACAGCAGCCGAGUCAGUCUCCAAAGUCAAACGUGUCGAAUGUCAGGGGACGAACAACCACAUCUCGGAAAGUGGCACUCACGAAGAACACUUCAAACUAUUCUUCGAAAGGUACAACAAGAACUGCACGAUGAUAGAAGGCAAUUUGGAGAUCACGUACGUGCCAGAAGACAAGGAUCUCCACUUUCUCGACUCCAUCCGGGAGAUCAGUGGAUACCUGCUCAUCUACCAGACCAGUCCCAGAGUUGUGAGACUGGCUGGUUUGGAAGUCGUGCGAGGGCGGGAACUGGCCAAGUUCGAUGGGUCUCCUCACCCGUUCUCUGUGGCUGUGUUUGUAAACGAAAUGGAGUAUCUCUUACUGCCAAAACUCAAAGAGGUGAGUACUGGUCGUGUUCUGGUGACGAACAAUAAGAAUUUGUGCUUCAUGGAUCUGGUCAAGUGGACUGACAUUGGAAACACACACCUACACAGCCUCGAGUCUGAGUAUGCCAUGGACAACGGGGGUUCCAAUCAGAAGUGCGCAGCCCAAAAGUGUCAUGAGUCGUGUGCUUCCGGGCAAUGCUGGGGUCCAGAGGCAUCUUCGUGCCAAACAUUGACUAAGACAGUGUGUCACGAGAGUUGUGGGAGUCAGCGUUGUUUUGGACCUGGGUAUGAGCAGUGCUGCAACGAACAGUGCACUGCAGGGUGUAGCGGGAAGGGCAGCGACAAAUGCACUCUGUGUAAUAACUUCGUGGACCGCGGGCGUUGUGUGGGCAAGUGUCCAGACCUGAAGAUAUACAACCCCCAACUGACAGAGUACGAGGACAACCCGGAUGCCAGGUACAGUCUGGGCUAUGAGUGCGUCGCCAAGUGCCCACCCCAAAUGCUGAUCAGCUCUCAGAACACAAAUGCAUGUGUGAAACACUGUCCGGAAAAGACCCACAAUGUCAGUGGCGUAUGUGUCAGUUGUCCAGAUGAUUUCUGCCCCAAAGGCUGUUCAACUCUGAAGGCUGAAGUGGAGAUGCGCUCGGGUGAUUACAACUAUUCCAGUCUGACCAACUGCACCCGAAUAGACGGCUCCCUCAUCCUCUCAGACAGGGCCACCAUCUUCCAACAGGGGGGUGAGGGGGGCAGGGGCGACUACAGUGCAUUGUCCAAGUGGUUUGAAGCUAUCGAGGAGGUCACUCUGCAGCUGUCAAUCACUGACACACCUCUGAAGAGUCUCUCCUUUUUGUCUCGCCUCAAGAAAAUUGGAUCGCGCAUGGAGGACGACACCGAGAAAGAGGAAAAACCAAAUACGAAGGCCAACUUCAUAGUAAUGAACAACGAACAACUGGAGUACUUGGGCCUUAAGAGUCUAAUUGAGUUGCGACACCCCAGAGCCAAAGAGAAUCCUGUGACACUGCAGAAGAACCCCAAGCUAUGCUACACCAACUUCGAGAUGUUCCGCAACCUCACAGUCAACUCUCAAAAAAUGACAAACGUCACCAAGUUCAUGCCUGGACUAGAACAGAGAAAUAAAGAAUGCAAGGAGGGAGGUCACGUGUGUCACUCGGAGUGUGUGACUCUGAAGAACGGACAGAGGGCUUGUUGGGGUCCGGGGGCUGACAUGUGCUACUUAUGCGCCAACUUCCUACUCAACAACAAAACCUGUGUGACCACUUGUGACCCCAAAAACUCAUUCAUUGUCAACAGUGACUCAUCGUCCUCGUCUUCAUCUGCUUCGAAUCAGGGUGGGGCAGUUAAAAAGUGUGAGAGUUGUCAUAAGGAAUGUGCUGGAUCUUGCACAGGACGGAGGGCGUCUGAUUGUUCCGAGUGUCGAAACUUCCGAUCUAAAACUGGGGAGUGUGUGGCAGAAUGUGGGGAGGAUGAGUAUGGAGACAGAGAAACGAAGCGGUGCAGAAAGUGCAGUGCACUCUGUUCGAAGGACCCACUAACCAUCGGCUGUUCAGGACCGGGUGGAUUCGUGGAUGAUCCAAGUAGGGGUAUGAUUGGAGGUUGCUUUCACUGCCCCAGAGUGCUCAAGUUCAACAAUGGAUCCCACAAGUGUGCCGAACCCCACACAUGUCUUCCGGGCUACUUCUCCGACAGGGUCUCGGCUGGAACCAAAAACAAUAUUUUCUCCGGCAGCAGCAUCUGUGAAGAGUGUCAUUCUGAAUGUGAGGGGUGCCGGGGACCAGGCGAGAGGAACUGUCUGAAAUGCAGACACUUCAAGGACAGAGACAGCUGCGUGUCCAAGUGUCCAGAACACAGUCUGGUGAAUGAGAACAACGAAUGUGCCAGUUGUGAUCCCAACUGUCAACGAAUAUCCUCCUCAUCUUCGGGGGCAGCGGGGGGUCCCAUGUGUACCGGCUCCUCCCCCUUCGACUGUGUCAAGUGCCACUGGAGACACAUCAAACACAAUGACUCGGUCCUCCACAGUCCCUCGUCCACUCCUGACCACCCUAUUCACGACCACGACUACCCCCAACUGAGGGUGAUCAAACUGGAGGAACUGCAGUUGGGAAGUGUGAUUGGCAGUGGGGCGUUCGGGACAGUCUACAAGGGCUUGUGGUUGCCCCCCUCCGACCGGAACAGACAGUGUCCGGUGGCUGUGAAGACACUCAUAGACACCUCAGGCAUCCAGCAGCAGAACUUCAUCGAGGAGGCGAAGAAUAUGGCCUUGGUGAGACACAAGUGUCUGGUCAGUGUGGUGGCCAUUUGUCUGGCUGACAAACCCCUCCUCAUCACACCACUCAUGCCCCAUGGAUCCCUCAUAGACUACAUGGCCAGAGUACAUUCCAUACAGGCCUACAACAUGCUUCUGUGGUGCAGUCAGAUAGCAGAGGGCAUGGAGUAUCUGCAGAGCAAAAACAUAGUGCACAGAGACUUGGCUGCGAGGAAUGUGUUGGUGGAGACGAGCAGUCAAGUCAGGAUAUCCGACUUUGGACUCUGUAAAAUACUCAAGGACGGGGUGGCCGCCACAGUUGAAGGAGGAAAGUUUGCGACCAAAUGGCUGGCUAUUGAGUCUCUAGUGAGCUUCGAGUUCAGCCACCAGACAGAUGUGUGGUCUCUGGGCAUCACAGUUUGGGAGAUACUCACCCACGGGGAGAAGCCAUACGAGGACACUCCCUCCCACCACAUGGCUGACUUCUUGAAGGACGGCGGAAGACUGCCCCAGCCGGAGGGCUGCAGUCUCGAACUAUACGUGCUCAUCAUGAAGUGCUGGCUGGCGGAGCCCCAAGUACGUCCUACGUUCACAGAACUGAAGGAAUCCUUCCGCAAAAUGAUGGAGGAGGGCGAUUUUCUCAGCGACUAUGUAGACGAAGGCAAACAUGCCCGCGCGCCAAAUUUGAAUGACAUAUCAAGUCGCCCUCCAGCGGCACUGCCCAGGUGCCCAAUUCCCGAUUUCGGUGCUGACAACAACCAAGUGGGAGGACCCCGUUCGCCCAGCUACCUGCUGCAAGGGACGAACAACACAGGGAUCCGUGGUGGAGACGGAAAUGGGGGAGGGGUAAGGAGGAAUGUUCACGUAGAAGACUAUCUGCACGAGGACAAGGUUAUCGAAGAAUGUCAGGCGAGAUACAACGAGCACAACACUAUGCUACAAAACAACAAUACAAACAACAGAAGUGGUUCUCUGAUAUACGAGAACAAUGCAAGCCCCACUUAUCUCCACCACCCCAAUGGGAGCAUGAUUGGAGGUCGCGGCAACCGCCACGGCACCACGGUGUCCUACGAUGAUGUGGCAUUUUCUCGAAGUUUCUCAAGCCCCCAACAAGGAUUCAACCACUUCCAGUUUCCAGCUGCAGCAUCAUCAGGAGCAGGGAUCCCGUCAAACGUGCAGUACCAGGAGUGUCUCGGAGACAAUCCUUAUGAUUACUCCCCGGGUGCUGACAUGCUAAGGAGAGGAAACAGUUCGACCAGUUCUAUAAACCCCAACUUUCGAGAUCCAAAGUCAUCAAUUUCGGAAAUGCUGCUUAAGCCAGCGCCACAUACAUUCCAAAGAAUGCAUUCCCAACCCCCGCUUCCUCCCAGACUAGCACCGAGUAAGAAUGUAGCCAGUAACUAUCGACGACCAUACAGCAACCUGCAGCAGGAUCAACAGGCUCGUAACGGAGCGUACAGUUCGAUCCAACCGAAUGAGGAUAAGAGUGGUCAGCCGCGACAGCCAGUGAGAAUGCAGAAGCAACACCAGCAGGAAAAGAGCAGCAAGACUUGGUACAAGUUCCUGCCAAGUGUGUUGAAACCCAGUGGAUCAAACCCGCGCUCCUCAAAUAGCCAGUACAAGAAGGCCACCCCACAUAGGAAAUCCCAGAAUGCGGAAAGUUUCGACCAUGCGCGGACCCGAAGUGAGCCGAUAGACCACAGGGUAAACAAGAAAUACCGACCGCCUCCAUUGAUUCAAGGUCACUCCUUUGGAAACCAGGACCCCCACUUCCCACCGCCGUUUGAGAGAAGCUUGACGACCACUUCAAUGAUGCAGCCUCCGACUGCUUUGUCAUUCCGGUCCCCAGGCAGGACUCGAACCCACGCUGGUGGAAUGGGAGUCUCUACUCUAGAUGUCAACGGUCAGUGUCCGUCACCCUCAAGGUUUUCGCCAAUGAGACCCGCCGCUCCCGCCUCACAUAUCAGUUCAUAUGGACGUACAAAUCAGUUUGAAGGCACUAUGUACGUUCCUUGAAUUUUUCCGCUUCUGGUGAUCUAUAUAGCUCUUCCGCUUUUAUUUUAGAUCACUCUAAGUGGUAAACACUGCCCAUUACCCCGAAAGGCUCUCUUCUUCUCACGCAACGAAAACUUUUAAAGGCCUAUUUUGAUAUUUUAUAGUUUGUUUCUAUCAUGUCAAAAUUUUGAUACACUUUUUCAUAGGCGAAGUAAUAUUUUGAUUAGACGCUGCGCUGUUUCCUUAAAUUUUCAGAUGGCUUUAAAUUCAGAUGUGUGCUUUAGAUAGAUAGUAAUUCGAACCUAUUCAUUCCUUUCAAAUAGAAAAAACAAACUAAAGACGAUGACUUUUUUAUGUAUAUUCUUAUUUCCGUUCAUUCUUCUUUUCCAACUAUUGCCAAAGCUAAUUUGUAAGUAAGAAUUUAUU
Molecule: messenger RNA, 6930 nt
Organism: Symsagittifera roscoffensis
Lineage: Eukaryota; Metazoa; Xenacoelomorpha; Acoela; Convolutidae
Product: epidermal growth factor receptor-like
Biological process (GO): multicellular organism development; neurogenesis; positive regulation of kinase activity
Cellular component (GO): plasma membrane; signaling receptor complex; basal plasma membrane
Molecular function (GO): transmembrane receptor protein tyrosine kinase activity; ATP binding
Source: RefSeq, a predicted model, not a curated record